CCAACCAUAGAUAGAGUAACCAACUAACCAAUAAAUAAUAACAAUAAAAUUAAUGUUUUAUGAAUUAGUUUUUCGUGAAAUAUCAGAAAACUAUAAGGAAUAAGGAACAUUCAGAAAAUGUCUCAAGAAUCGAAAAUUUCCCUACAUUUAGAUGUGAAUAAUGGAAUGGACAGGGUAACCGAAUUAGUUCAAACAAGACUCAUUGAAUGUGGUUGGAGGGAUCAAGUGAGAUUGGCUUGCCGUAAGGCAAUUACUGAAAGUAAAGAUAAGCAAGUACCCACAGUGGAUGAGUUAAUAGCUACAGUUACACCUAAAGCAAGAAGUAUGGUUCCAGAUUCAGUUAAACGAGAAUUACUACAUGAAUUAGAAAUGAUUCUAGUUAAUGUUGAUAGGACUGGUUAUGCAAAACAUUUUUAACAUGUUUACCAAGUUUAAGUUAUUAUUUUCCAAAUAUGGUAAUUUUCUUUUCAUUUGUCUUAUUUGUGAUAUUUUGGGUUAUUUGACUGCAAAUUAAUUUAUAUGUUGCAUUUUUUAAAACAACACAUUCUAAAACAAUGAAUUCAUUGUGAAAUUAUAUUUUCAUCCAAUAAAUUAAUCCUAAAUAAUUUUUUCAUUAAAAAGAUUCAAUGUG
Molecule: messenger RNA, 631 nt
Organism: Harmonia axyridis
Lineage: Eukaryota; Metazoa; Arthropoda; Insecta; Coleoptera; Coccinellidae
Gene: e(y)2
Product: enhancer of yellow 2 transcription factor
Exons: 2
Coding region: 118-417 (99 amino acids)
Biological process (GO): regulation of transcription by RNA polymerase II; poly(A)+ mRNA export from nucleus; positive regulation of DNA-templated transcription
Cellular component (GO): SAGA complex; DUBm complex; nuclear pore
Molecular function (GO): chromatin binding; transcription coactivator activity
Source: RefSeq, a predicted model, not a curated record